AUGCCACUCCAGCCGAAAGACAAGUCGGAUUCCGAGUGGUUGAAGGACGCGGGGUACUCUGGCAAGCGUGGCCUGAAGAACUUCAUGAUGGCAUAUGGACUUAAACUGCCGAUGGAUUAUGAUGAGGGAAAGCGAUAUAUUGAGAAACUUCGGGGCGCUGACCAGGACGCGUGGGAGGCUGCGCAGCGUCCCAAAGCCCUCGCAUCGGGCGAAAACAAGGAGAACGCGACUCCCACCCAAAAGUCCGCCCGUCUCUACGGCGGCACGCCCGAAACCGUCUCUCGCCUCGUCCGCCCCUUCAAAUGUCCUGGUACUGCUGCCCCAACACGGGCUUCCGAGAAACCCGCCCGCAAGCGCCGCAAGAUCAGCUACAAGGACGCUGACGGAAGCGUCGAGGACGGCGACAAACCAUACUCUAAUGAAGAACGCCUCGCGCUCGCCACUCGCGAUGCGAAUCGCUUCCCGGUGUUCAAACCAAAAGAUAAGGACACGGCAUUUAAGUCGCGCUUUGCGGUGCCGCUACUGAAUAAGAAUGUCGGGGAGUACAACGCGUUUCGCCCGGCACCUUUGCUGGGAAUGAGGCAAGGCCGGGUAUUUGUGGCGAGGCCGCUGCAUGAUCCGAGUGGAGAGUUUGCAAUUGUGUUGUAUGAUCCAACGGUUGAUGAUAAGCCGAAGACGCUGGCGGUAGAAGAGGCGAAGGAGGGAGAAGGCAAUGGAGAUGAGGUGACAUUAGAUGCACCGGUUGUGCAUAAGAGUCUUGCGGACAUUUUAGGGUUGAAGAAGAAGGUAGAUGAUAGACCGAAGGUGCCGGUGGUUAUUGAUCCGAAAUUGGCGAAGGUGCUGAGGCCGCAUCAGAUUGAGGGUGUUAAGUUCUUAUAUAGAUGUACCACUGGUUUGAUAGAUCCGAAUGCUGAAGGAUGCAUUAUGGCCGAUGAGAUGGGUCUAGGAAAGACACAAUCUCCCGAAGCAGGCAAACCAACAAUUCAGAAGUGUGUUAUUGUCUGCCCAUCUAGUCUCGUGAGAAAUUGGGCGAACGAAUUAGUCAAAUGGCUGGGCCCGGACGCAAUAACUCCAUUCGCAAUUGAUGGCAAGGCAUCUAAAGAAGUACUGACGCAACAACUUCGCCAGUGGGCUAUCGCAAGUGGCCGUGCUGUCGUUCGACCAGUCUUGAUCGUCUCGUACGAAACGCUAAGGUUAAAUGUUGAAGAACUAGCGCAGACACCCAUAGGACUACUCCUCGCCGACGAGGGACAUCGACUAAAGAAUAGCGAAAACCAGACAUUUGUGGCCUUAAGUGGACUCAAUGUCCAAAAACGUGUUAUCCUCACUGGAACUCCAAUCCAAAACGAUCUUUCUGAAUACUUCUCACUACUCAACUUCGCCAAUCCGAACUAUCUGGGCACUCGCAACGACUUCCGCAAAAAAUUCGAACUUCCUAUUCUCCGAGGACGUGACGCCUCUGGUACUGAUGCUGAUCGCAAAAAGGGCGACGAAUGCUUAAGUCAGCUCCUCACUUUGGUCAACAAAUUUAUCAUUCGCCGCACGAAUGACAUCCUUUCGAAAUACCUCCCGGUUAAGUACGAGCACGUUGUCUUCUGCAAUCUCGCACCCUUCCAGAAGGACCUCUACAACUACUUUAUCAAGACUCCUGAGAUCCAGUCCCUGCUUCGUGGAAAAGGCAGUCAGCCCCUCAAAGCUAUCGGGAUGCUCAAGAAGCUUUGCAAUCAUCCAGAUCUGUUGGACUUACCUGGCGACCUGCCUGGAUGCGAGGACAUCUUCCCCGAUGACUUUGUUCAGAGAGAUGCCCGUGGUCGGGACCGCGAUGUGAAAGUUUGGUACUCGGGCAAGAUGCUCGUCCUUGAUCGCAUGCUAGCCCGGAUCCGCGCCGACACCAACGACAAGAUUGUUUUAAUCUCCAAUUAUACACAAACCCUCGACGUCUUUGCGCAACUUUGCCGCGCACGCAAUUAUGGCUGCCUCCGCCUCGAUGGCACCAUGAACGUUUCCAAACGCCAAAAGCUCGUCGACAAAUUCAACGACCCAGACGGUCCCGAGUUUAUUUUUCUCCUCAGCAGCAAAGCUGGCGGAUGCGGUCUCAAUCUCAUUGGCGCGAACCGCCUCGUCCUCUUCGACCCAGACUGGAAUCCCGCAGCUGAUCAGCAGGCCCUCGCGCGUGUGUGGCGUGACGGACAGAAGAAAGACUGUUUCGUAUACCGCUUUAUCGCAACGGGUACGAUCGAGGAAAAGAUCUUCCAGCGUCAGUCCCAUAAGCAGUCCCUCUCCUCCUGCGUCGUCGACAGUGCAGAAGACGUCGAACGCCAUUUCAGUCUCGACUCCCUACGCGAGCUGUUCCAGUAUCGAGAUCACACGACUAGCGACACUCACGAUACGUUCAAGUGCAAGCGAUGUCGGAAGGAGGAUGGGAAGCAGAUCCUCACGGCGCAAGCGAUGUUGUAUGGUGACACAAGCACGUGGAAUCACUUUGUCAAUGGGGGAGAAAAGAGUCCACUGAGCACGAUUCAGGACUUGCUGUUGAGGCAGGAGACGGCGGCGGGGUGUGCGGAGGUGAGCGCUGUAUUUCAGUACAUCAGCCAUUGA
Messenger RNA from Mytilinidion resinicola, 2598 nucleotides. RefSeq lists its product as uncharacterized. The transcript is spliced from 5 exons. The record is from RefSeq and is a predicted model, not a curated record. Bases 1 to 2598 code for a protein of 865 amino acids. Gene Ontology annotation, biological process: reciprocal meiotic recombination; double-strand break repair via synthesis-dependent strand annealing. Lineage: Eukaryota; Fungi; Ascomycota; Dothideomycetes; Mytilinidiales; Mytilinidiaceae. Gene Ontology annotation, cellular component: nucleus. Gene Ontology annotation, molecular function: DNA translocase activity; ATP binding; hydrolase activity, acting on acid anhydrides.